GGAGGACCUCGCUGGUGCGGGCAGGUGGAGGCGGGUGGGCGUGGCCAGAGGGGGCGUGGUCAGCGGGAGGGGCGUGGCCGGGGCUCGGGGCCGGGGUGACAGCGCGGCCGCCGCCGCCCCACCCGCAUGGAGGGCGGUGGGGAGGCGCUGCCCGCCGACCUGCGGGAGCUGGCCACCAAGGUGGGACGGCGGCCGCCCGCCGGGCUGCUGCGGGGGCUGCGGGCCGAGACCGCCCCCGCACCGCCGGCACCGCCGGCGCCCCCGGCUGCACCCGCCCGCGGCGCCCGACCGCCCCUCGCCGACCGCCUCCGGGCGCUCCGCCUCGAGCUGGCUUAUCUGCGAGCGGUCGACGUGAAGAUCCUGCAGCAGCUGGUGGUGGUGAACGAGGGCAUCGAGGCGGUGAAGUGGCUGCUGGAGGAGAGGAGCACGCUGACCAGCCGCUGCAGCAGCCUGGCCAGCAGCCAGUACAGCCUGGUGGAGAGCCAGGCGACCUCGCGGCGGGGCAGCUGGGACAGCCUGCAGGACCCCAACGACAGGCUGGACAGCAUCUCCGUCGGUAGCUACCUGGACACCUUGGCCGAUGACAUGGAUGAGUAUUCCCAAAACGCCGCUGAAACCACCGCCGUAUCCACACCGGGCAGAGCCCUGGUCAGGGCGGAGCAGGAUUGGGUCAGGAUUGACCCCGAGAGGGGUCUUGCAAAGCAAGAGAAGGGCAAAGCGGAGCACGAGUGGCCCCACGUGGACCUCUCCCCACCCGGGCUACCCCAGGAUCACCGGUUUGCUAAGGAGCCCCAGGUGGCCAACGGGUAUUUGGGCCAGCAGCCCUCCUCUCUGGAACCAGGCAGAGACACCAAAUUGCCAUCGGGGGCUGGGGAGAGGCCAGGGAAGGGGAACCCAGGUGGGAAGGCUCGGAAAGCCGAGGCUGACUUCGAGAACUGCAAACUCAACAGCAAAGUGCACCUGGAGUACGAUGCCCACUGGCGCUGGCUCCAGUCUCAGGAUGAUGUGACGUUCUUGUAGCCUGCGGCUUCACCUUCCCAGUCCAGCUCUCCCAACUGCCUGCUCUGCUUCACUUGUCUCCAUUGGGAGAGCUGGGGUGGCUGGAGCGGGGGGGACAGGUUGGCUUGGUGGUGUUGCACGGUUCCUCUGACCGCCCCCGUCACUGUUUGGUGAUGCAGCCCUAAGGGACGGGGUGCCAGCCCUGUGGCAAAUUUCUGGGAGAGGUGGGAUGGGGUGGGUCCCCGUAAAUGUAAUCCUUUGCUCUGGGGUGGUGCUUGCAGGUGGCUGGUCACUCCUCUGUUGUCCUUGGUGUUGGUGGUGGGGAAAGGUUGGUGGGGAAAGCUGGGUCAGUGGGACUCCUGGGACCUCUGCCCUCUAAUCCUCAGCCUCCCGUCUGCAAAAACUGGGCAACCGUCCCCCAAACUGGCUACCCAGAGAGGACAGGAGAUGCUCCCGUGCAUCCACAGCUCGGUGGCACCAGCAUGCUCAGUGCAAGGUGCAGGGCAGGACCAUCAUCAGGGCUUCCCUGUUGGAUGUGCUCAUUUCCAUCAUCGUCUUCAAGGCCAGUGUCCAUCCAGGGUAGAGCUGACCUGGGGCACUGUGGGUUUGGCCGCAGCACAUGGUGGAUCCUGAAAACCCCCUACCCUGUGGGUGAAGCCCUGCCUGGUUUAAACAUCUCUGUGAAGCCGAUCUGAAGUGUGAUCGUUGUAUCUGCUCCCGUUGGGCUGGGGAGCCUUCGUCUGUGCCCUGCGGAGGAAGGAUGAUGGUGCAGACUUCCCUUCCUGAUGUGAUUAUGUGAGAAGGGCAAAGCACUGGGUGGGAGAUGGAGAUCCAGUUCUCCCAGUUUCUGGACUGUCUUUCCACCUCGGGACCAGAUCCUGCAGAAACCGCGGGACGUGGCAGCGUAUGGGCAGCCUGGCAGAGCCCGUGGGGCUCAGACUCAGAAAGGCUCGUGCUUUUCCUUGACGCAGUGUGAUGGGGGUCAUGGCCGGGAUUCUCCAUCUGUGUGAUGAAUGGCGCCAGGUCUCUGCCCCCUACCAGCAACCAGAAACAUGAGGCUCCUCUGCUGGGGCGGAUUUGCAGCAACCCUGCCCUGGAGACAUCUUCUCUGUCCUUUUAGCCUUGGCUUCUGCCUGUGCCUUCUACUGUCCACCCACCAUGCCUCCCAGCACCCCCCUCACUGGCUUGUAGAGCAUGGCUUGCAGCUGGAGCUGUGCGCGAGCUUGGGCAGGACCUGCUGCCUUCGCCAGAUGAUGCAGGGGAGGACCUCAGCAUCCUGCAGCCCCCUGCUUCAAGGAGAGGGACUCUUCCACGCGCGUGGACAAACGUGGAGGGUCCUGGCUUCACAACCCAUGGGUAUGUCUGUCCCUGGCCAGGUGUUGUGACGGCUUUGCUCUCACCACAGUGCUGUCAGUCCCCUGCCUGUGUGGUUUGCAGCCUGGCUCUUUCCUUGCUGGGGUGGUGGGAAUUGGGACAAUGUCUCCUGAUGUCCAUGGGAAGCCAAGAGAGAGGGAAGACGUGGCUGUGACUCUUUCUACAUGGGAGACGUGAGCUGGCUGUGGUUAGGAAGGUGGCUGGGUGCACGAUGGGUUCAGCUUUGUGUCUCUGAAGCGGCACCUUCAGUGGAAACUACGCUCCGUGCUGAGAGCCCCAAGCAUCCUCCCUUCCCCUGCAGAUCCUCAGUGCUUCCCUGGAUGGACACGGAGAGCAGGACAACAUCCAGAAUUCCCAGAGACGGCACCUGCUGAGGACCUGGGGGAAUCCCAGCAAACUGGGACUGGAUUGCCCUACGUGAGCAUCCCAUCUCCCUGCCCCGGGGCAGCCAUGCUUGGCUUGCUGUUGCCUUGCGAGCGGCUCGUGGCAACCUGCAUAGCUCUGCCGCUGCUGCUGAGCCACCACGUCCCCCGAGGCUGGCUGUCCCCCGCAUUUCUUCUAGCCCUGCAUGUGAUGAAUCAGCUGAGGGGUCCUGGGAGGAGACAGGGUAAGUCCUCCAGCGCUGUUAAAAUCAUUCUCAACAAAAAAAUAGCUGGCUUAAUAAAUGGUAGCAUUUCUCCCAGGCCACGCUGUCGGUGCUUUGCUGAGCUUAGAGGGGUUUCUAGGGGAAGGGGAGAUGCUACGGACUGAAACAUCCUGGAGCCGCUGGCAGCUCUGCAGGCAUGGCAGAUUUAGCCCCAGUCCUAAAACAGGCACAGACCAUGUGUCUGGGCAUCUGUCCCUUCUCACACCAGGACGGUCACACCUAAAGCCAUUCUUCCUGAAGCAGCUGGGUACCAGAGCAUGUCUGCUGGGAGCAAGGGUGCUGGUAGGACUGGAUCUCCUGCAGAUGAGGCAUGUUGAGCUCAACUGAACUAGGUCUCCAGCUACAGAUGGCAGCUUCGUCCUUCCUGCCCCAAAUUUCCAGGGGAGGUCUCGCUAGGAUGUGUUUGCCAUCCCCAUUAGCCGUGUUGGGGUCUCCAUUUGCUUCCCUUGUUCUGCGUCCUCCACCCAGGACGUGCAGGGGGGAGUCUGGGUGCAGGGCAGAGACUUCUCCAGCCCAGCUCGGGGUGGGAGCAGCCACAGCUCUGAUUUCAGGCUGUUGGGAUUUGCUCCUGGGUGGGUCCCUUUAAAACCACUGGAGCCACUGCUCAUGCAAACAUCAGCCUUUCCAAAGCAAACGCAAGCGGCUUAUCCAGCCCUGCCAUCCCGGCCUCAGCAUCCGCUCAGGCUCCUGGCUUUCAAACCCUGAGCUCUUGCAGAUGGAGCAGUGGAUGCUGGAGCCAGCAGGACUCGGCAGGAUUUCCCCGUUUUCUGCGGGGCUGGGGUAAAAAAUAAAGUGAACAAAACCUUAGAAACAAAAUGCCCAGCCCAUUCCCCUUCCAAACCCAGACCCUGGUGGCCGGACGGCUCAGUAUCCCUGCAAAUAAGCCUUUGCUGGGGCUCCCCUGGGUGUGGACUCUUCAGCCUAACUUCCAGGAGCAUAAGUUGUCCAUAGUCCCAAAAUCUGGGUAUCCUCCAAAUCCCAGCCCUUGGAGCUGGAGGGGUGGGUGAGACACCACAGUUUUCCUGCCAUCCUCUGCCCUGUCUCUGGGCUGCCCAGAUAAGGAGUCACCCAUGUCUGGGCUUUACCGGGGUCUGUGCAGCACCAACGUGUCCCACACCUGCCCUGGGGACCUCCGUCCUGCUGAAAGGUGGGUGCAGAGCACCCAUGGGUGGGAAAGAGCCCGCAGUGCGGACCUGCAACCUCUCCGCUCGCCGCCGCCUGGGAGGAGCCGUCUGCCUGGCGCUGCCUGCUGCUGCCCUUGGGCUGUUCUUGGGCUGUUCCGUGCUGGUAUCGGGUAAGAAAAC
Messenger RNA from Chroicocephalus ridibundus (black-headed gull), 4323 nucleotides. RefSeq names its product leucine rich adaptor protein 1 (gene LURAP1). The transcript has 2 exons. Gene Ontology annotation, biological process: positive regulation of canonical NF-kappaB signal transduction; positive regulation of cytokine production. Lineage: Eukaryota; Metazoa; Chordata; Aves; Charadriiformes; Laridae. The record is from RefSeq and is a predicted model, not a curated record. Bases 127 to 1020 code for a protein of 297 amino acids.